This is a messenger RNA of Salvia miltiorrhiza (redroot sage), 935 nucleotides long. RefSeq lists its product as uncharacterized. The record is from RefSeq and is a predicted model, not a curated record. The transcript has 2 exons. Lineage: Eukaryota; Viridiplantae; Streptophyta; Magnoliopsida; Lamiales; Lamiaceae. The coding region runs from base 125 to 655 and encodes 176 amino acids.
GAAUUCGAGCAGAAUUUGCUGGAAACAUCUGGUUUCAAUUCAUUGCAAAUAUAUUUGCCCAAAAUAAAAUAAGAAAUCAUUGUGAAACGGUAAAGGUGUAAUCGAGAAACUGAACUGUAAUGCCAUGAGCGGUGGCGACGCCGACAUGAUGGAAGCGGAGGCCUCGGCUCCGCCGUCUGCUCCGCCGCGUGAGGUCGGCCCCGCUUCUGACCCUAACGAUAUCAGGAAUUUGCUGACGAUGGCUCGCAAGCUCAUUAAUCAAGGGAAGCCUUCCCAGGCACUCGAAGUGGUGAUAAUGGCAAUGAAAAUACAAGGUGGAGACGUAGCUGUAUCUCAAGGUCUAAGUCGUGCUCAAGAACUAUACAGGAAUAAAAUUCAAGCUAGCUCUGCUGCUGAUGAGUUGGCUUCGCUGUUUGCUGAAUGUGCAAUUGCAGAGGCCAUCCCGUUGCAGCCUGAAACAUCCCAACAUAAGAUAAGUGAGGAGCCAAUCGAACCUGACCCUCAAGAGAGGUCAAUCCUUGCUGAGACAGGAAGGAAGCAGGUCAUGCUUGAUGCGUUCUCUGAUGGGAGCAGCUUCGUCUGCUUGCAGUGUGGGGGUCUUGUCAGCAACCUACGUAGAGAGGAGCACUAUGCUUUCUGGUGCUAUAAAGCCUGAACACCUUUUCCGUGUUAAGGUUAGUCGUGUUUUGGCUCUUGUUCGUUUCUAGAGAUGCACGCGCCAUUCUUGUUGUAUGCUACGCCCUAGCAUUUGAGAGCCUCGAGGGGCAAUUUCUUUAAAACGGCGCACCACUCUUAUUUGCUUGGUUGCAGGAUCGGGGUACCGAUGAAUUCGGUAAACCAUUUAUGUGAAAAUAUUACCUUGUAUCUUUCACCUUUGUAUCAUCAAUUGACUGACUGGAUAAAAUAAUACAGAGUGCAGAACUAUUUGGUGGCCA